Molecule: messenger RNA, 3123 nt
Organism: Closterium sp. Naga37s-1
Lineage: Eukaryota; Viridiplantae; Streptophyta; Zygnematophyceae; Desmidiales; Closteriaceae
Source: the annotation of a GenBank genome assembly
AUGGCGGACGACCCGGACCCCGGGGAUCCCGGGGGCCGGGUGGGGGGCGGCCUUGACAGCGACGUGACGGGAGCCUUCGGGGGUGAAGGGGGGGUAAGCACAGUAGCAGCUGGUGGGUCGCUCCACCUAUUGACCGGUCACAAAAGACGGGGGGGGGCUGAGAGUGCGCUCCAGAGCCCACGCAUUCGUCGCCUCCACCACGAAGACCUUCUGUGCCUCUUUGGCAAACCAGCCAAGAGACGGUGUUGUGAAGCAGGCCGUUCGAUUUCAGUACUGACAUGCGGCCAACCUCUCGAAGACCCUCCCAACACCGGGUCUGACGGCGAUUACCCUGUACCUUCGGCCAUCAUCGGAGAAAGGGGGGGAGCAACAACCGAAAAGGGUCCAGUCGACGAGGCGGCGGUUGUACCACGGGUGGCAUCGGAGGUAGCGAGGGCAGCCUGGGAGGAACACCGUAGGCGCUUGCAACAACAGCAUGACACUCGCAGACGCUGCCUACCUGUGAGGGCAAUGUUGCACGGCGCCGGCUCGGCCGACGCCGCAAUCCCCCCGGUCGUGCCACGUCUCGCAUGGCGGCAGGAGCGGAGGCGCCGGAGUGCGGCGGGGAAAGACAGGCAGCAGGAGCCACUAGUGGGGGGUCAGCGUGACCCGCAGGUGGGCGGGCAGCAGGGGGCCCGGGAGAGGAGCCGGCAGCCGCCGAGCGGAGGGCAGCAGGAGCUGCCGAGCGGAGGGCAGCGGCAGCUGCCGAGCGGAGGGCAGCGGCAGCUGCAGAGCGGAGGGCAGCAGGAGCUGCAGAGCGAAGGGCAGCAGGAGCUGCAGAGCGGAGGGCAGCAGCAGCUGCAGAGCGGAGGGCAGCAGCAGCUGCAGAGCGGAGGGCAGCAGCAGCUGCCGAGCGGAGGGCAGCGGGAGCUGCAGAGCGGAGGGCAGCAGCAGCUGCAGAGCGGAGGGCAGCAAGAGCCGGUUUGGGUGUUGGAUGUGGAGAUGGCGGACGAGGCUUGCACCGAUGAGCUGGAAUCAAGCCCCAUGGAGGGGGAGAAUGCCAACCCUGAUUCCCCGGACCAAGCGGAAAGGCCCCGAGCGCGGGGCCGGGGCCGGAGGCGACGGGCAACCAAACUGCAGCAGCUGCAGAGCGGAGGGCAGCAGCAGCUGCCGAGCGGAGAGCAGCAGCAGCUGCAGAGCGGAGGGCAGCAGCAGCUGCCGAGCGGAGGGCAGCAGCAGCUGCAGAGCGGAGGGCAGCAGCAGCUGCCGAGCGGAGGGCAGCAGCAGCUGCAGAGCGGAGGGCACCAGCUGCCGAGCGGAGGGCAGCAGCAGCUGCAGAGCGGAGGGCAGCAGCAGCUGCAGAGCGGAGGGCAGCAGGAGCUGCAGAGCGGAGGGCAGCAGCAGCUGCAGAGAGGAGGGCAGCAGCAGCUGCAGAGCGGAGGGCAGCAGCAGCUGCCGAGCGGAGGGCAGCGGGAGCUGCAGAGCGGAGGGCAGCAGCAGCUGCAGAGCGGAGGGCAGCAGCAGCUGCAGAGCGGAGGGCAGCAGCAGCUGCAGAGCGGAGGGCAGCAGCAGCUGCAGAGCGGAGGGCAGCAGCAGCUGCAGAGCGGAGGGCAGCAGCAGCUGCAGAGCGGAGGGCAGCAGGAGCUGCAGAGCGGAGGGCAACGGCAAUUGCAGAGCGAAGGGCAGCAGCAGUUGCAGAGCGGAGGGCAGCAGCAGCUGCAGUGCGGAGGGAUGGAGCUUGCAAGGCCGUUAGAGGGGGGCAUGGAGACGGAGUCUAGCAGGAGGGUCUUGCCGGUGUGUUCGAGUGGAGAGGAGCACCCAGACCCUACAUUGACACCCCCGCCCCGCAUUCCGUGCGAAACCUGUUAUCGCACGUUCACGGAGAGAGGAAAGGCCACACGCCAUAUGUCGGCCUGCAGGGCAGCGGACGCCCAGCGUUGUGCUCAGGCGCUUGGGUUGACCCGCGACGUCACAGAUGACUCGGACGGCGAACCCCCGCCACCACGUGAUAUCAGUGAAGAGGUGUGGGCCGCAGUUCCUACAUGGGACUGGGAGUCGUUUUUUUGGAUCGAAUUGGUGCCAGGGAGAAUCAUGUGUCGUAUCCCACAGCGCGCUAGAUUGGGGGUGCUUGAUGCACUGUCUUGUGUCCUGAAGCGGCUACAGUUAAAGGCAGCAGACGAGGCGGCGUCCUUGGUCUUUUUGGCCUUCCCUCGUCUUAUCUUGGGGAUGCCAACUGGGCAAGGCCAGGGGCAUAGGGCGGCAAUCAGGGAGCGGUUGGAGAAGUUUUGGGUCGGGGAGUGGCGGGAGCUGUUUGAGUUGGCGGUGGCGGUAAUGCAACCUGCGGCGCGUCCUUUGUCCUUCACCCCCCCCGAGCAUGAUCCUGAUGCGGUGCGCCUGGCUCGCUGCCGCACAAGGUGCAAAGUGGGAGAAUGGAGUCGGGGUUUGGCGUGUCUUACUGCCGGUAGCAUCGCUCAGCCCUCUCAGCACAUGGUGGACGCGCUGCGAGCGAAACACCCAUCGAGCGAGACCGCCAUUCCGGAGUGGUUGCAGGAGGAGAUAGUUGAGCCUUCCCUUAUCCCGCAGCUCUCAGUGGAGGUACUUGCCCUCAUCUCCUCUCUGCUCUCCUUUCUCCGCCCAUUGCCCCCCUCUCCCCCCUCGUUCCCGCACGCUCUCAUCUCAUCUCUCCCCCUUCUACCCUCAUGUUCCCCCCGCCCUUUGCCCAUAUCACCAGGUGUCCCCCCGCUCUCCUUUCUUCUCAUCUCCCGCUCACCCCUCAUCAUCCUCUCACUCGCGCCUUAUCUCUCCCCCGUCCCCGCACAUCUAACUUCACCUCCCUUCCGCUCUCCCCUAAUCUUUCCCUCUUUCGUCUCAUUUUCAUCUCCCUCCCCCCCUUUCCCAUGCAGCCCACAUCUCCCCCGCUCACCCCACUUCUCCUGCCCCGCCCAUCUCUCAUUCCCCCCUCUUUCUCCCGUCACCCCCCUUCACUCACUCCUCAUCCACCCCUUCUUUCGCCCUCACUCACUCCUUGUUAUCCCCCCACCCCGGACCCGCCCCCCGCUUACCUGCCAGCUGCUCUCCUCCUGGCAUCACGCAGGGGGGAAGAGUGGUUCAGCAGCCUCCACGCUCGCAACGGCGCCAUCGUGA